AUGUCAGAUUAUUUGUUUCAAGAUGUAAAUAAUCCUUUGCCAAUUAAAGAAGAACCUGAAGAAACAUUGGAUACAGAAUUAAUGAUUCCUGAAGUAAAAAUUAAAAUUGAAAAUACAAUAGCCGCAGAAGUAUUAAUUAAAGAAGAAUCUGAGCAUAAACGAAUUCAUACUGGAGAAAAGCCGUUUUCAUGUGACGUGUGUGGUAAAAGUUUUACUCAACCAAGUACUUUAGUUAAACAUAAACGAAUUCAUAACUCUACGCAAAAGAAAACAUCUAAACGGGUUCAUCACGCACCGAAAGGACAUUAUCCAUGUGAUGUUUGUGAUAAAAUAUUUCUCUAUCAGAGUAAAUUGUUAAUUCAUAAACGAAUCCAUAGUCGAGAACAACAUUUUGCAUGUGAUUUUUGUGGCAAAGCUUUUGCACAAAAAAUCAAUUUAAUUAGUCAUAAAAGAAUUCAUACGGGUGAAAAACCUUUUUCGUGUGAAUAUUGUGGAAAGUGUUUUACGAAUCAAAGUAGUUUAGUCAAUCAUAAACGAAUUCAUACAGGUGAAAAACCGUUUGCAUGUGAAGCUUGUGGAAAAACUUUCGUUCAACGGAGUAAUUUAGUCGAACAUAAACGGAUUCAUUCCGGAGAACGACCUUAUGCAUGUGAAAUAUGUGGUAAAACAUUUACGUUAAAUAGCAAUUUAACGAAACAUAAACGAAUUCAUUUGGGUGAAAAACGAUUUGGUUGUGAUGUGUGUGGAAAAAGAUAUAACCAUCAAGCUAAUUUAAUAAAUCAUCAACGGAUUCAUACGGGUGAAAAACCAUUUUCAUGUGACUUAUGUGACAAAACUUUUAUGUACCAACCGAGUUUAAUUAAUCAUAAACGAUUACAUAAUGGUGAACAUAUUUUUAAGGAUAGAACAUUAGUUAAACGCAGACCAAAUCCAAAUAGUGAAAGGCCAUUUUCAUGUGAUGUUUGUGGGAAAACAUUUGUGCAAAAACAAACGUUAAUCGAACAUAAACGACUUCAUACAGGUGAAAAACCAUUCGCUUGUGAGGUUUGUGGUAAACGAUUUACAAGACAAAGUAGUUUUGUUAAUCAUAAACGAAUUCAUACGGGUGAAAAACCAUUUUCCUGCGAUGUUUGUGGUAAAACAUACACGAAUCAAAGUAGUGUUGUUGAACAUAAACGAACACAUACAGGAGAAAAACCAUUUUCCUGUGAUAUUUGUAGUAAAUCAUUUACGCAACGAAGUAAUUUAGUAGAACAUACACGAAUACAUACUGGAGAAAGACCUUUUCCAUGUAGCAUUUGCGGCAAAUCAUUUAGUUCGAAUAGUAAUUUAACGAAACACAAACGGAUUCACACCGGGGAAAAACCUUUUACGUGUGACGUUUGUAAUAAAACUUUCACUCAUGAAUAUAAUUUAAUUGGUCAUAAACGAAUUCAUGAUGAGCAGCAAACAUUCUCCAAUAUCCAACAAAAUAUUUUGGUUAGUGAAAAACCAAUUCAUACGGGAGAACAACUUUUCUCGAGUGAUGUUUGUGAUGUAACCUUCAGUGAAGGAAAUAGCAGUGCUGGGGAAGCUGAAGACAGUAAAGAACCACUGUCUUCUAGUCCUUUAAUGCAAGCUCCUGAAAGUUCUCAUGCAUCAAUCACAAUCUCCAUUAAAUCUUCUCCUAGUGGAAAUGAUGGCACUCGUCCGAUCUUUGAGGAACCUCCUGAUCCACAGCAUCCCCUUCCUUAUUACAUGUCUAAUAUUCGAUUCCCCGAUUUUCGUGGUGCCGAAGGUACGUUCCCAAUAUGGAUGCGCCAACAAAUGGCAGAAAUUGUACAAAAAACUCAACCCAAAACGGAAAUUGAACCACCCCCCGAAAUUCAAGAAUCUAAACCAAUUAAAAUUGAGGAAAAUAUGUUUUCUUGUGAAUAUUGUGAUGAAAUGUUUUCCGAUAAACCCACUUUAAUUGAACAUAAAAAAAUUCAUGCAGGAGAAAAAUCUUUAACGUGUGAGGUUUGCAGUAAAACAUUUACCACUCAAGCAAAUUUAGCGAAACAUGAACAAGUUCACACUGUGGAGAGACCUUUCUCUUGUGAUGUUUGUGGAAAAGCGUUUAUUAAACGAAGCACUCUAGUUGAACAUCAACGAAUUCAUACUGGAGAAAGACCUUUCUCUUGUGAUCAAUGUGGGAAGACAUUUAGCUCUCGAUGGAAUUUAACGAAGCAUUUACGAAUUCAUACCGGUGAAAAGCCAUUUUCAUGUGACGUAUGUGGUAAAACAUUUGGAUCCAAAUGGAAUUUAACGAAACACAAACGAACCCAUACUGGAGUUAAACCAUAUGCAUGCGAUGUUUGUGAUAAAACAUUUGCCCGAAAACAUAGUUUAAUUGAGCAUAAACGAUUCCAUACCGGGGAACAACUCUUCCCGUGUGAUGUUUGUGAUAAAAUUUUUACACAACAAAUGAGCUUAGCGAAUCACAAACGAAUUCAUACCGGAGAGAAACCAUUUAUUUGUGAUAUCUGUGAUAAAACAUUUAAUCAACAAGGUAGUUUAAUUCAGCAUAGACGUAUUCAUACAGGAGAACAACAGUUCCCAUGUUACGUUUGUAAUAAAACGUUUUCACAGAAAAUAAAUUUAAUUAAUCAUACACGAAUUCAUACGGGGGAAAAACCGUUUGCUUGUGAUUUUUGUGAGAAAACUUUUACCAAUAGAAAUAGUUUAGUUGAACAUAAACGAUUGCAUACGGGUGAAAGACCAUAUUUAUGUGAUGUUUGUGGGAAAUCGUUUACGCAACGUACAAAGUUAGUUGAACAUAGACGAAUUCAUACGGGAGAUAAACCAUAUGCGUGUCAUAUUUGUGAUAAAAGAUUUGCAUUAAAUAGUAACUUAACUAGACAUAAACGAUGUCACACUGGAGAUAAACCUAGAUUUAAAUCGUUAGCAUUUUGCUAAUUAGAUAUUUGCAUGAAUAAAUGUUUAAAUCUAGCGUAUGUCCACAGUAAAGAUAAAAUAUUAUACCGAUCAUGAAAAAAUUAAUAUCGCAUUUCAAUAGGCUUCCUAAAUCUAAGUUUUCUGUUUCUGUGGUCUAGUCGUCUUGAAAAAAGUGGACUACAUAGGCAUUUAAAUUAAUUUUAUGUCCCAAAAACCAUCGCAAGCUAUUCACAGGGUCCUUGAAAACUUUAACAAAUGAAAACAAACAAUUGACUGAGUUAAUUGUUGAAAUACCAUGUAUAGAUAGUGUUGAUUACGCAAUCGUUUAUUUUUUAAAGUCAUGUAAGUAAAUAAAAAUAUCCACUCCUCUUACACACCGGUAUACUCCUAACCUAAUUUGCGCCUUUGUGGGUAAACAGUGAUGUUUACGUAAAAACGUUACAAAGUUAACCAGACUUAAUAAUUUUGUGUAAUUUGUUAUGAAGGUACAAAUACUACGUGGUUGCUCCAUUGUGUCCGUUAAUCCACUGUCCCCCACCUGCUCCCAUACCGUGAAAUUUUUAAAAACCUUAUUUAUAUCCAUACUCUGUAUAUGAGUGAAGUAUGAAUAAAGUGAAUGUCGUAUACAGGUCGUUUUUGUACCAUCUAGGAAUACCAAUAUCAUUAGUAUGACAGAAUACAUGCCUUAAGGCAUGCAUCUAAGUGAGAGGUAUUAUAUAUAUGUGUAUAUCAAUUAAUAAUAUUUGUAUGCAACAAA
This is a messenger RNA of Chrysoperla carnea, 3673 nucleotides long. Its product is annotated as zinc finger protein 208-like. NCBI's taxonomy places the organism in Eukaryota, Metazoa, Arthropoda, Insecta, Neuroptera, Chrysopidae. The coding region runs from base 1 to 2937 and encodes 978 amino acids. The record is from RefSeq and is a predicted model, not a curated record. The transcript has 3 exons.